Daucus carota subsp. sativus is the source of this 883-nucleotide messenger RNA. RefSeq names its product UPF0548 protein At2g17695. The transcript is spliced from 5 exons. NCBI's taxonomy places the organism in Eukaryota, Viridiplantae, Streptophyta, Magnoliopsida, Apiales, Apiaceae. The record is from RefSeq and is a predicted model, not a curated record. The coding region runs from base 153 to 770 and encodes 205 amino acids.
CUGGCUGCUAAUCUUAUAAAAAAUAAAAUAAAAUUGUCCGCCACUAAAUUCGUGGGCAAGGUUUAUCAAACAGUCCAUAAUUCCACCCUUCAACUACACACUCACUCAGCUCCGCUCACAUUUCCGGGUAAUUGUUGGUGGAUGUGAUAGACAUGGAUUUCUUGCGUUGGGCGUGUCCAUCACCGGAAGAACAGAAGUCGUGCAUCAACAAGUCUGUUGCUUUUAAUUACGAUAUUAAAUAUAAAGGAGCUAGUGCGAAGCCCGCGUCUUCGCUUCAAGAAAAUGAGGAGCUUAGUAAAGAUGGUUUCUUUGUUAAUCACGCAAAAGUUUUACUGGGUUCGGGGCCUGAGACUUAUGAGAAAGGCAAGACUGCACUGCAGACUUGGAAGCAUUUCGGAAUGAAUUGGGCUUUUGUUGAUCCUCAGACUCCAGUCCAAACAGGGGAGAAGUUGUGUGUUUGUGUCAAAGAGAUUGUACCAUGGAUCAUGAUGCCCCUGCAGGUUGUGUUUGUAAAUGAAAGCAAAAUGGCUAAUAAGCCUGUGGCCUCUUUCAGUUUCGGUAGCGGUACCCUCAAAGGACACCUACUGGCUGGUGAAGAGCGUUUCUCAGUUGAGCUAGACGAGAACAAUCAAGUUUGGUAUGAGAUACUUUCUUUUUCAAAGCCGGACCACUUUAUCUCGCGAAUUGGGUAUCCAUAUGCGCGUCUCAGACAAAAGUACUUUGCUAAUCAAUCUAGUUCUGCAAUGCAAAAUUAUGUAUCUUCCAACUAAAUUACUUAAUAUCCUUGUCACUUUUUAUUUUGAACUUUUAGCAAAUAUUAUGUCCUAUAGAUCUGUAUAAUUUGAAUAUUUUCAGUUAACUUUAUAUACAAAGAUUAAUAGGC